CUGUGAGGAAGAAGAGACCAGGAAAGGCGGAGCGGAGGAGCCUGGCGCGUCUGUCUCUCAGGGGAGGAGGACGGCGAAAGGCGGAGAGGAGGGAGAGAUCCGGGGGUCUCUGAUUCUCAGCGAGGGAAGAAGGAAGGCGAAAGGCAGAAAGAAAAGAGGGGCCCUUGUGGGUUUGCUCAGCCGAGCAGAGGAAGGACGUAACGGGCGGAGCGGAGAGGAGCAAACACCCUGAGUUUGCCCAGCGGCGCCCAGGGCCCUGGGGCGGCAGGGGGUGGAAAAGGGGAGCGCGAAAGGCGACUCAGAGGGGAGAACGCCCCACGUCAGCUCAGGAAAUACAGCAAGCAGGUGCCGGAGGAGCGGGAGAACGGCCCGGAGGAGGGGAGGAAAUUAGGGGGCUCGGAGACACGCCCCGAGGGAGCGGCCAGCCGGGAAACGCUCCCAGGAGGAGUGCGGCACCAUGAGCUACCCAGGCUACGAUAAAGGCUCCGAGCCCUCGGCCCCUGCUCAGCCCCCCCCAUACUCCACCCCUUAUGGGGCCCCGCCCCCGCUGCUGCCCUCCGGCGGGCAAUUCCCCACCCCAAGCUACGGGGCAGCCCCCGCAAUGCCCCCCAACCCGCAGGGCUAUUACCCCCCCUACAACGAGGACCCCAACCGGGGCCCAAUGGGCUAUGCCCCGCAGCAGGUCAUCCUGGUCCCCCCGCCUCCUGCCAAUGAGGUUGAUUACCUGGGCUACUCCAUCUUCACCCUCCUCUGCUGCUGCCUGCCCCUGGGCAUCGUGGCGCUGGUGUAUUCCAUCCAGACCCGGGAUGCCAACCGCUCCGGGAACGCUGCCCUGGCACAGCGGAAUUCCCGGAUGGCCCGGAUUUUCAACCACACGGCCCUGGGGGUGGGGAUUGUGGUGCUGAUCGUGUGGGUCGCCAUUGUGAUUGCCAUCAGCCUCUCAGCCUAUGGACACCACUGAUCCUUCCGCCCAGCCCCAACCCCCAGCUCUGAGCCGGUUUUCAACACCUCCCUGCAUCCACACACACAGACCCGCAUGCACCACAACACAACCAUCUCCUCAGCCCACCCACACACUCACAAAACAGCCAAUCUGCGCCCCCUCAUACCCUCCCAAUACAACAUCCCCACCCCGCCUUGCCAGCCCCCCAGCCCACAUCGUGGGACCCAGGGAGAAUGAUCCCCCAGGACUCACACACCCCUGGACCCCCAACUAGGCCAAGUACCACCCCCUCCCCACCACGGCGCAUGGUCCAGUGAGGGUGCAAAGGACUCUGGGAGACACUGGGACUGGACGGGACUUCAGAUGGGGUCUGAGAUGAUUCAGACACUGCAAGGGGGGGGCUGAGAGGAGUGUGGUCCCAAAUGUCCUACUGCCCCCCUCCAUGUCUGGCUUUACCCCCUGGCUCCCCCCUCCCCCCACCAUCACCACCCAUCUGGGGUCCAUUUUGGGCCACACCAAUGACUUCUGGGAAAGACGGGACUGGCCAGCCCACUGGCUAAGAUUCUCUCAUGUCCAUCUUUGUUGCGUUAGAGGAUAAGAGCUCUACUACUCCUGCUGGCUGGUGGAGAGACUCCUUUAAUGCCACUUAGAGGAUACCAGCUCGACUUCUGCAGCUGGCUAGUGGAGCAACUCCUUUAGUGCCACCUAGAGGAUACCAGCUCUACUACCGCUGCUGGCUAGUGGAGCAACUCCUUUAAUGCCAUCUGGAAGAUGAUAGUCUACUAGCGCUGCCGGUUAAUGGCUGAAGGAGCUGUGAGCAGGGCCCAUCGUGGCCUGACCAGCAAGAGCACUCCCUGCUGAGUAACCCCGGAAGUUUGGUCCCUGAUCAGCAUCCUAGUCACCCUGAGUUUUAACAUCCUGUCUAAGGAGAUGGCGGCGAAAUCCAGAAAGAGUGUGCACAUCUGUCCUCAUGAGUCCCCAGAACGAACCCCCGUCUGCCUCGACAAACCAGCUGCUGGAUCCCAGCUGGGAAAGCCGCACCCUGCUUUGAGGAUUGGUCCGGCUUUGAGCAGGGGGUUGGACUAGAUACUUCCUGAGGUCCCUUCCAACCCUGAUAUUCUAUGAUUCCACCAAUGAGCAGCAAAAAGCCUCUUGUACGCAUGUGCUGUUUGCCCCGGUGAUGGCCUGCUCCCGAUGCCACCUGCGCUCCCGGAACGACGGUCCCAGAUUACUCCGAAACAACAGCCUCUGAGGGCCUCAGAGUGCAUGCAGUUGCACCGGUGUUUCACCCACCAGCCUUCGUCUGUGUGUCCGGAGAUUGCCCUCGAUCAGCUGACAGCACCGAGGCCAGACACACUCGUGACUUUCUUGCUCAGCGGAAGCUAGACGCAUUCAGGCUGGAAACGGGGGUGCGUGUCCAACAAGGAGGGGAAUGAACCCUGGCAACAACUCCCCAAGGGCCCGGGCGGAUUCCCCGUCGCUGGCAAGCUGGGGUGGGUGUCGAAAAAAUCUGCUCUCGUGCAAACGGGCAUCGCUUCAGGCUUUGUCUUAUGUGACUCUUUGGUUAAAGGGGCAUCGGACGCUCCAGAGGAAUUCGGGUGGGUUCAGCGUUAUCCCCCGUAUAUUACCUUUGGAUACAGAGUCGUGCCUGGGACGGCUUGGCUAUGGAGUAUUGCCUGCGCAAGGUCAUGCUGAAUUGAAUUGCCGUUCUUGGCUAGAUCAGUCACUUGUCUCCUUUCUUCAAUCCCACUGGAGAAUCGUUUGCUUGACUUUAGAAGCGAGAUCCGCUACUUCCAUGGCCAGCCCAGCUCCUUUGGGGAUAAACGAAGGUCUCUAUUUCAGGCUCCACGUCGCUACCUAAUUCCCGCAGCGGAAGGAGUGGAGAGGGAGGAGAAAUGUUUGCUGUGUAGCGAGAUUGGGACGAGAUCUUCAGUUGCGUGGGCUGAGCACUCCGAAAUUAGAGCAUCACCCGUUGAGUUCAGUUUCUGCUGCUCGUCUAACCAGCUGUCCUUUGCUUUCUGCAAACUCUUGCCUGCUUUCAACGUUAUUUUUGGCUGAUAAAACACCGAUAUGUGCUCAUGCUCCAGCAUGCUCCUGUGUUGUAAGGAUCAUAGAUCCAAAGGACAGCGAGAAACUAAUUAGAGGGAACUGGCUCAUUAAAUUAUUUAACC
This is a messenger RNA of Mauremys mutica (yellowpond turtle), 3114 nucleotides long. RefSeq names its product proline-rich transmembrane protein 1-like. Gene Ontology annotation, cellular component: membrane. The transcript is spliced from 2 exons. NCBI's taxonomy places the organism in Eukaryota, Metazoa, Chordata, Testudines, Geoemydidae. The record is from RefSeq and is a predicted model, not a curated record. The coding region runs from base 458 to 961 and encodes 167 amino acids.